Oncorhynchus mykiss (rainbow trout) is the source of this 1083-nucleotide messenger RNA. Lineage: Eukaryota; Metazoa; Chordata; Actinopteri; Salmoniformes; Salmonidae. The record is from RefSeq and is a predicted model, not a curated record.
GAAGAAAAGGAGAGGGUAGAGGAAGAAGAGGAGAGGGAAGAAGAGGAGAGGGUAGAGUUAGAAGAGGAGAGGGUACAGGAAGAAGAGGAGAGGGAAGAGGAAGGGGAGGAGAGGGUAGAGGAAGAAGAGGAGAGGAGGGUAGAGGAAGAUGAGGAGAAGCUAGAGUUAGAAGAGGAGAGGGUAAAGGAAGAAGAGGAGAGGGUAGAGUUAGAAGAUGAGAGGGUAGAAGAAGAAGAGGAGAGGGAAGAGGAUAAGGCAGAGGAAGAAGAGGAGAGGGUAGAGGAAGAAGAGGAGAGGGAGAGAGUACAGGAAGAAGAGGAGAGGGUAGAGGAAGAAGAGGAGAGGGUAGAGGAAGAAGAGGAGAGGGUAGAGGAAGAAGAGGAGAGGGAAGAAGAGGAGAUGGCAGAGUUAGAAGAGGAGAGGGUUGAGGAAGAAGAGGAGAGGGUAGAGGAAGAAGAUGAGAGGGUAGAGGAAGAAGAGGAGAGGGUAGAGGAAGAAGAGGAGAGGAUAGAGUACAGGAUAGAGGAAGAAGAGGAGAGGGUAGAGGAAGAAGAGGAGAAGGUAGAGGAGAGGGUAGAGGAAGAAGAGGAGAGGGUAGAGUUAGAAGAUGACAGGGUAGAGGAAGAAGAGGAGAGGGUAGAGGAAGAAGAGGAGAGGGUAGAGUUAGAAGAUGAGAGGGAAGAGGAAGAAGAGGAGAGGAGGGUAGAGGAAGAAGGGGAGAGGGUAAAGGAAGAAGAGGAGAGGGUAAAGGAAGAAGAGGAGAGGGUAGUGGAAGAAGGGGAGAGGGUAGAGGAAGAAGGGGAGAGUGUAGAGGAAGAAGAGGAGAGGGUAGAGGAAGAAGAGGAGAGGGUAGAGUUAGAAAAUGAGAGAGUAGAGGAAGAAGAGGAGAGGGUAGAGGAAGAAGAGGAAAGGGUAGAGGAAGAAGAGGAGAGGUUAUAGGAGAAGGUAGAGGAAGAAGAGGAGAUGGCAGAGGAAGAAGAGGAGAAGGUAGAGGAGAGGGUAGAGUUAGAAGAGGAGAGGAAGGUAGAGGAAGAAGAGGAGAUGGAAAAGGAAGAAGAGGAGAAGAGGGAAGAGGAAGAAGAG